Molecule: messenger RNA, 777 nt
Organism: Triticum turgidum subsp. durum (durum wheat)
Lineage: Eukaryota; Viridiplantae; Streptophyta; Magnoliopsida; Poales; Poaceae
Source: the annotation of a GenBank genome assembly
AUGAUACUAGAUGAAAUGAAGAAUAUCAAGAGUGGAAAAGAGCUAGUGGAUGAAGUAAGGAAGAUUGAGAAGAACAUCAACGCUGGUAGUACUAUCUCAUCUCUCCUUCAGCUGAGUGCUACUGAGAUUUCUAGUCAUACAUGUGAGGUUCCAACACCGUCACAUUUAGCUGAGCAAGAUAGCGAGAGCCCAGAGGAAGAGAUACCUCAGAUUGAAGAUGUACUCGAAGCCAAGGCACAAGAUGAUCCAGAGCUCGAACAACAAAGUGAUCAAGUUGAAGACUCGUCAUCUACUACUCCUGAAGAAGUACAAGAAGAUGAUGUAGAUGAAGAUGAAGAACCUGAGACGCAUUUGCCCAUCGUCAUACAGGAGCGUGAUUUAGCAGGUUUAUCCAAUCCUCUUGAUGACAUGCUUCCUUAUGAGAUCUUUGCUGGUACUUUCCAUUGUGUUAUACCAUCAAUUAAGCUAGACUUGAAAAAUUAUUUGCUUGGACAUGAUCAUACAUACAUUGUUGGUGGCAUUGCUCUCAUUCCUGAUGAUGACACUUACUAUUCCCAUGCUAGUCUUGAGCUUAAUGAUAAAUUUCAUCCUCAUGUUAGUGUCGACCUUGCUGAUUUCUAUCAUCCUAAACAUGUGCUUUAUAGCUAUGCUUAUGUAAUUGGAUAUUCGAUUGAUGACUUGGAGGGUAUUAUCCCUACCACUUGCAUUGUCUCUUUUGUUGAGAGUGCUUUUAGGUUUUUGCUUGUGCACGAUCCAUUACAUGCUGACCAGGUUUGA